Molecule: messenger RNA, 1379 nt
Organism: Peromyscus maniculatus bairdii (prairie deer mouse)
Lineage: Eukaryota; Metazoa; Chordata; Mammalia; Rodentia; Cricetidae
Gene: Cd8b
Product: CD8 subunit beta
Biological process (GO): regulation of immune response
Cellular component (GO): cell surface
Molecular function (GO): coreceptor activity; MHC class I protein binding
Source: RefSeq, a predicted model, not a curated record
CGCCCGCCCUGGCUCCUAACCCACCCUUCGGCUGCCGGAGCCCUGAGGGAGCAGGUGUCCUCAUGAGCGCCAAGAUGCAGCCAUGGCUCUGGCUGGUCUUCAGUGUGAAGCUGGCAGCUCUCUGGAGCAGCUCUGCCCUCCUUCAGACCCCCAAGUCCCUGACCCUUCUAACCAAUCGAUCGGCAAAAGUGUUCUGUGAAGCUAAAAGUCUCCCUAAGACCACACUCAUCCACUGGCUGAGGCAGCGCCGGGGACCCGCCAAGGAGAGGCGCUUUGAGUUCCUGGCCUCGUGGAACCCUUCCAAAGGAACCUCUGUGUAUGGUGAAGGGGUGAAGAAGGAGGACAUGAUCAUGUCUUCGGAUAUAAGCCGGUACAUACUCGAGCUCAAGAGUGUGAAGCUGGAGGACAGCGGCACCUACUUCUGCAUGAUGAUCGGGAGCCCCAACCUGAUCUUUGGGAUAGGGACGGAGCUGAACGUGGUUGAGGCCUUUCCUACCAUUGCCCCGACCACCAAGAAGACCAUCCUCAAGAAGAAACAGUGCCCAUCCCCCAACCCAAAGGCCCAGAAGGGCCCGACGUGUGGGCUCAUCACCCUCAGCCUGCUGGUGGCCUCCAUGCUGGUGCUGCUGGUUUCCCUGAGUGUGGCCAUCCAUUUUCACUGCCAGCGCAGAAAAGCCCGAAUUCGCUUCAUGAAACAGUUUCACAAAUGAUCAGUGCCCACAACUCUGAUAUCCUGCCACAAAAGGAUCGUGACAGCGCUCAGUCAAAAGCAAGAUCUGGACAAACAAGGGAAGGGUUCAUUCAGCGGUGGAGACUCAUUGCCUUGAUGAAGCCUCCUGCCUUGAACUACCGCAAGCUCUGUCUAUGGACCGCAUGCAUUGGAACCGCUUGGUGGUUCACCUGGAGUCUCACAGAGAUGGCCCCAGCAUCCAGAGUCACUCACAGAGUGUGCCGAAGAACCAAGAACUCCCACCGUGACCCCCCUGUGGUUCUUGUACCCUUCUUGGACUGGACCUUGGAUGGUGGCCUUUCAGCCACCAUCUUUGUAAGUUGCUUGGUAGGGCAGCAUUUUGGGCUCUUUGGCCUCUCAUGGGAGAGGGCUGGGGACCAACCCUGGGUCUUCCCAGAGAAGACUGCCCAUCUUCAUAGGGAGAAGCCAGCUUGUGAAUGAGGCUUCCUGUAAACAGCUGCUGGGCUCUGGGCAGCCAUCCUGGUCUCUCAGGGCUUCCCGGGGGUCAGGAGACACACUUCUACUUCAUCUCGUAGUAGGAAAUUCUUAAGUUUCACUUCUUCUCUCUCACGGCUUGGAUACUUCUCUCACUCUCUGGCGUUUUUAUGAAAAUGUCGUGGCUCUAAAAAUAAAGUCCCGUGUUAAAGAU